Molecule: messenger RNA, 4977 nt
Organism: Nematostella vectensis (starlet sea anemone)
Lineage: Eukaryota; Metazoa; Cnidaria; Anthozoa; Actiniaria; Edwardsiidae
Product: neurogenic locus notch homolog protein 1
Exons: 10
Coding region: 623-2548 (641 amino acids)
Molecular function (GO): calcium ion binding
Source: RefSeq, a predicted model, not a curated record
GGUGAAUGGAAUAAGGAAUACUUCAAAACGGGGAAUGGAAUGCUUGAACAACCAACGCUAAAAUUGUGCUAAACCGAUGCAUGGUGUAUUUAAUUUGAAGCAAAUCUCACGUCUAGUACCGUCAGACUGUGUUGAACGGGGCUGGGUACCAGUAUUCUGUUUACCGAAGAGAAGGAGAAAGAGGCAGUGAAUGCUUCGGAAGCUUCUCUGGUGAAUGUGACCUCAUAAGAAGGCCACCUCUGCGCAAUAUAAUGCAUACUAUUGUCUAGCCAUGAUUAGGGUUUUUUUCCCGACCACCGAGAAAAACAAAUUAUGUAUUCAAUUUAUGUAUGAAUUCAUCCCCAAAAAGCCAAAAAAGAUUAGUUAGCCUUUUUAAAUUAAGAAUAUCAAAUACUGGCAUUCAAGUGCAAGUAGCAUGUGCUUGGCGCUACAAUUUUUAAUGUUUAUUACAAGCUUAUUCUUUAUGCCUAUUAAAUCAAUUCGCGGAGCACAGUGGGACUCGAUUUAUUGUUCUAUUGCCGAUUAUUAAUACCCACAAAAUUUGCGCAAGGUCAGUCAGAUGAGGCGAGCAAAUAGCACAAAGCAAUAUUCCGACGUACAAUCUUGAUUCAACGUUGCAGUGAUGAAAGUGUCACAAAUGUUCUCUGUUUUGCUUUUUUUGACCAUAACGCUACCUCAGGAAUGUUCAUCGUGCUUCAGUCGAAGAAGACGAACUAGCCCGCCAUGCCAGUAUCGGGAUUGCAAAGUGUCUGGAUGGUCAACCUGGUCAUCCUGUAACCAUCGGUGCGGCUCUGCUGGUAUUCAGACGAGGACGAGAUCCAAGACUGUCCAACAGCAGUGUGGCGGUUCGUGUCUAUAUCCUUUAUCGGAAUCGCGAAGCUGCAACCGUUACUGUUAUAAUGGAGGGACACCCCAACAAGGUUACUGCAGCUGCAAGCCAGGAUUCACAGGGACAUGCUGCCACAAUGAUAUUAAUGAAUGCGAUUCGUCUCCGUGUGACCACUACUGCCAGAACACCUAUGGAAGCUACUACUGUUCGUGCAAAAGCUGCUACACCAAGUACGGAAACAGAUGCAGUCUGGUGCAGUGCGCGAUUAAUUAUUAUUACUGUCACGCAUAUGGUGCAAUAAACCCAGCUAAUCCGUGCCAGCAAUGUAAUAGCAACAACAAGUUCCACUGGACUAACAAUAAUCACCUUCCGUGCAACGAUACUAACCCCACGACAAAGAACGACUACUGUGACAAUGGCGUAUGCAAGGGACACCCAUACAACUGCUUGCCGUGCGAGACACAAAACGGCAUAGGAUGCUCCCUGAAGCCCGAGUUCUGUGUCAUAGAAUACAAUGGAAACCGCAAAUGCUUCUCCGAGGGAACCCUCAAUCCAGUAAAUCCUUGUCAGCAAUGUAAUAGCAACGACAAGUUCCACUGGACUAACAAUAAUCACCUUCCGUGCAACGAUAAUAACCCCACGACAAAGAACGACUACUGUGACAAUGGCGUAUGCAAGGGACACCCAUACAACUGCUUGCCGUGCGAAACACAAGACGGCAUAGGAUGCUCCCUGAAGCCCAAGUACUGUGUCAUAGAAUACAAUGGAAACCGCACAUGCUUCGCCGGGGGAACCCUCAAUCCAGGAAAUCCUUGUCAGCAAUGUAAUAGCAACGACAAGUUCCACUGGACUAACAAUAAUCACCUUCCGUGCAACGAUAAUAACAGCACGACAAAGAACGACUACUGUGACAAUGGCGGAUGCAAGGGACACCCAUACAACUGCUUGCCGUGCGAGACACAAAACGGCAUAGGAUGCUCUCUGAAGCCCCAGUACUGUGUCAUAGAAUACAAUGGAAACCGCAAAUGCUUCUCCGAGGGAACCCUCAAUCCAGUAAAUCCUUGUCAGCAAUGUAAUAGCAACGACAAGUUCCACUGGACUAACAAUAAUCACCUUCCGUGCAACGAUAAUAACCCCACGACAAAGAACGACUACUGUGACAAUGGCGUAUGCAAGGGACACCCAUACAACUGCUUGCCGUGCGAGACACAAAACGGCAUAGGAUGCUCCCUGAAGCCCCAGUACUGUGUCAUAGAAUACAAUGGAAACCGCAAAUGCUUCUCCGAGGGAACCCUCAAUCCAGGAAAUCCUUGUCAGCAAUGUAAUGGCAACAACAAGUUCCACUGGACUAACAAUAAUCACCUUCCGUGCAACGAUAAUAACCCCACGACAAAGAACGACUACUGUGACAAUGGCGUAUGCAAGGGACACCCAUACAACUGCUUGCCGUGCGAGACACAAAACGGCAUAGGAUGCUCCCUGAAGCCCCAGUACUGUGUCAUAGAAUACAACGGAAACCGCAAAUGCUUCUCCGAGGGAACCCUCAAUCCAGGAAAUCCUUGUCAGCAAUGUAAUGGCAACAACAAGUUCCACUGGACUAACAAUAAUCACCUUCCGUGCAACGAUAAUAACCCCACGACAAAGAACGACUACUGUGACAAUGGCGCAUGCAAGGGACACCCAUACAACUGCUUUUUUUUUACUUGUCUCGUUCUAUAAAUUCUACUUGAUGUUGUCUCUAUGUCUCUUAAUUGAUUUUGUCCUGCAAAAUACCUAGCAGUCGUGUUCUUGUACCUGAGUGGUUAGUCUAGUGGUUAGCACACUUGCCCGGAGGGGACUCUCCUGAAAAGUAGACGGUUGUGAUAGUCCUAUAUGAAAUUUUGGCCAACCGCUAUCCCUUAGGGGAUGUUGAAGGAUUUUUCUGACUCUGCUAUCUCUUAGGGUAAUACAAUUCGACAAACUGCUAUUCCUUAGUGGGUCUUUAACAGUUUCUUUCGAUUAUGCUAUCUCUAAGGUUAUAAAUUUCAACUAACUGCUAUUCCUUAGGGGGUGUUUAAGUUUUUUUAGAUUCUGCUAUCUCUAAGGGGUAAAAAUUUCUGAUGACUACACCCAAAGUGCUAUCUCUUAGGGUUAAAAUCGAUUUUACAGACGAUCACCCCCGUUUGUUUUUAUCGGAGUCCCCCCUCCCCCGGGCACACUGGUCUGUCAUCGUUACAGUCCGAGUUUGAAUUAUCUGCUCUGAAUUCGGGGAAUUAUCUAGGUUCAGGUCUGGAUUUGAAUAAGAUGUUGUAAUUGGGUUGAACUAUUUUCUGCUUUGCUUCCAGUCUUUCGGAUGAGACACAAAACCGAUUUCCUGUCUCCUAAACGCUUGUUUGCAUGCGCAGAGAAACUCUGUCCUGCAAAAGCCCUGUUUUUGCGCCCUAACCCCACGGGACCCCUGAAAUCUUGUAGACGGCCAAUUGAAGACGUAGUUUUAUUGAAUGAUUGCUUUUGUUUUACACAGCAAUGUAAUGGCAACAACAAGUUCCACUGGACUAACAAUAAUCACCUUCCGUGCAACGAUAAUAACAGCACGACAAAGAACGACUACUGUGACAAUGGAGCAUGCAAGGGACACCCAUACAACUGCUUGCCGUGCGAAACACAAGACGGCAUAGGAUGCUUCCUGAAGCCCAAGUACUGUGUCAUAGAAUACACUGGAAACCGCACAUGCUUCUCCGAGGGAACCCUCAAUCCAGGAAAUCCUUGUCAGCAAUGUAAUGGCAACAACAAGUUCCACUGGACUAACAAUAAUCACCUUCCGUGCAACGAUAAUAACAGCACGACAAAGAACGACUACUGUGACAAUGGCGUAUGCAAGGGACACCCACACGUCUGCUUGCCGUGCGAGACACAAGACGGCAUAGAAUGCUUUCUGAAGCCCGACUACUGUGUCAUAACGUACAAUGGAAACCGCACGUGCUUUUCCGAGGGAACCCUCAAUCCAGGGAAUCCUUGUCAGGUUUGUAACUCUUUUGCCAGCCCCAGUACCUGGUCAAAUCUGGAAGGUGCCCCGUGUGAUGACCGCGAUAAAUGCACUCGUUCAGAUAGGUGCACUGGUGGGCUCUGUGUUGGAUCGAAGUUCACAUGUUCGCCUGACUGUCAGGUCUGCAAUGGCGACUCCUGCAGUCUGAAACCAGGGUUUGGAUUUGUCAACGGCGCGUGUGUCCCGACGGCGUGACCAGCUGAGCGACGAUAGCGUGACAUUCGUGAAUCGAACACGUGACUGACCGGCUGCCACGUGAAUCCAGCGACAGUUGGGAAACUCACGUUGGCGACGGUCAGGUAGUUCUUAUCGCGUUGUAUUUUCGCGUUAUAUUGUUUGUUCUCAUUAUUUUAUACCGGCGUGUUAGCCAUGAACUAUUCAAGAGACUUAAAUUUACAUUAUCCGCUAGGCUUAUGUUACAGGACAGGUUGUCAUAUUGUUUAGUUUAUAAUAUAGUAUUUCAUGUUCCUAUCUUGAAAAACGGAAGUUCUUAAGUUUUGUUUAUCUUUAAUGAUACCUUAGAUUUUGUUUACAAUUGAUAGUUUCCUUAUUCUAGAUUUUAGCACGCCCGUGGACCCUCCGCUUCGAUGACCUUUUGGUGCAUCUAAAUCCAGGGAGUGUCCAGUUUCCUAUAUGUGGCAGAACUGUGGUUUCUUCUUUUCGUUUCGAAUAUUUUACUUGGCAAGCUAAUCUCUUGAAUUUUCUUCGAAACCACAUGCCAUUUUCACCCCUUGGUUUAGACAUCAUUUAUUUUUAUCGUUUUUUUUUUGUUUAAAGGAAAAUGUUGUAGUCACGCGCUCUUUGAGCAUGCGCAGUUUUAAAAGUUGCUUAAUCAUUACUGUUAUCUUAGAGUUACCUUUCAUUGAUUAUUUUGUAAAUACGCAGGGACAGGAGACCAGCUCUGUGAUUUCCAACGCCCUCGCGCUUUUGGCUGAUUGGUUCGUUUUGCCAUGUCUACCCAAUUCUCCCCGUUCCCUAUUUUACAUUUAUUCUCUUUCUUCAUGCGGGACUACCACAUGGAUUGCUGUCUUGUCCUAGCGAAUGAUUAUAGCGAGCCCACUUCUGUAGUUAUGUGCUGUAUAUGUUGUUGCGAAUGUAAACAAUUAAAGCAUUGGAAAAACCA